Molecule: messenger RNA, 1086 nt
Organism: Brachypodium distachyon (stiff brome)
Lineage: Eukaryota; Viridiplantae; Streptophyta; Magnoliopsida; Poales; Poaceae
Product: elongation factor 1-delta 2
Exons: 8
Coding region: 180-884 (234 amino acids)
Biological process (GO): translational elongation
Cellular component (GO): cytosol; eukaryotic translation elongation factor 1 complex
Molecular function (GO): translation elongation factor activity; guanyl-nucleotide exchange factor activity
Source: RefSeq, a predicted model, not a curated record
CGACAGGAGAAUCCACGGAAAGCUAAAUAUAACACCGUGCUCUCUCUUAAAAAAAAAAGACACUAAAUAUAACACCUCAGACUCUGCGGCCGCCGCAAUCUCGCUAUUCCUCUCCGCCCCGCCAUCACCAAUUGUCCAAUUCACCACCAGUUCACCAGAUCACCUGAUACAGAGCCGAGAUGGCGGUUGUUUUGUCCAAUUUCAACUCUGAGGCAGGCCUCAAAAAGCUUGAUGAAUACCUCCUCACCCGCAGCUACAUCAGUGGGUACCUUGCUUCAAAAGAUGACAUGGCUGUGUACACUGCACUUUCAUCUGCGCCCAAACCAAGCUAUGUCAAUGUCACAAGGUGGUAUGAUCAUAUCAGUGCUCUCCUAAGGUCCAGUGGAGUUACGGCAGUGGGUGAAGGCGUCAAGGUUGAGUCAUCUGCUUGUUCUGUGGCUUCAACUUCUGAAGUUGCUGACCAAAAGGCACCAGCAGCUGAUGAUGAUGAUGAUGUCGAUCUAUUUGGUGAAGAGACUGAAGAGGAGAAGAAAGCAGCAGAAGAACGUGCCGCCGCUGUCAAGGCCUCUACCAAGAAGAAAGAAUGUAUAUCUUUCACCCAACAGGCUGGAAAGUCAUCAGUUCUCCUAGAUGUGAAGCCAUGGGAUGAUGAGACGGACAUGAAAAAGCUUGAGGAAACUGUUAGGGGUGUGAAGAUGGAAGGCCUGUUAUGGGGUGCAUCCAAACUUGUUUCAGUUGGAUAUGGCAUCAAGAAGUUGCAAAUUAUGAUGACCAUCGUGGAUGACCUUGUUUCUGUUGACAAUCUCAUUGAGGACCAUUUCGAUGUUGAGCCAGCCAACGAAUACAUUCAGAGCUGCGAUAUUGUAGCCUUCAACAAAAUCUAGAACUGAAUCGUGAGAGAAACAAAGUUGAAGGGAGAAGAUAUAGUUGCUACUAUCUGCAAUUUUCUCUCCAAUUUUUCCAAUGUUCACUGUAAGAACUAUUUUUACUGUCUUGUAAUUUGGAACCUGGCCGCUUUUAUGAUGUGAAGAAAAGACAGUUUGGUUUGUUGUGACCCUUUGAUGUGAGUUUAUCCCUUUCAUAGCA